Juglans microcarpa x Juglans regia is the source of this 2074-nucleotide messenger RNA. RefSeq names its product synaptotagmin-1-like. The record is from RefSeq and is a predicted model, not a curated record. Gene Ontology annotation, cellular component: endoplasmic reticulum. NCBI's taxonomy places the organism in Eukaryota, Viridiplantae, Streptophyta, Magnoliopsida, Fagales, Juglandaceae. Gene Ontology annotation, molecular function: lipid binding.
CUAUGGGCUUUACGUUGCCUCUCCGUCUCUGCUUAGUGCCAAGUGCCACCAACCUAUCCACCAUCCUCUACGCUUUCCAUUUUACCUCAAUCGACAAGGACGACUAAGUCAUUAUUUUAUUCCACUUUUUAAAUCUUAUUCGAUCCCGAUUUGGUUUUUUUUUAUAAUUGUACUUGUUUGUUCGAUCUGAGGACAAUUCGAGGAUUUUGGAAAUGGCUUUUUCUUUUUUCUGGAGUUUUCUGAGCGGAUUAAAGAGAGAAACAGAAUUUUGAUCUGGGGAGUUGUUUGGCUUUUGGACGGAGAUUUGAGAUGGGUUUCUUCAGUACUAUAUUCGGUUUUUCUGGUUUUGGGAUUGGGAUUUCUAUCGGUCUUGUUGCUGGAUAUUUCCUCUUCAUCUAUUUCCAACCCAGCGAUGUUCAGGAUCUGUAAUACGUCCCCUGGUUGAGCAAGACUCAGAAACUUUGCAGCGGAUGCUUCCUGAGAUACCGCUUUGGGUGAAAAAUCCAGACUAUGAUCGUAUCGACUGGUUAAACAAGUUUGUCGAGUAUAUGUGGCCUUAUCUUGACAAGGCAAUUUGCAAGACUGCAAGGAACAUUGCAAAACCUAUAAUUGCUGAGCAAAUUCCGAAAUAUAAAAUCGAGUCUGUCGAAUUUGAAACACUUACGUUGGGGUCCCUACCACCAACUUUUCAAGGCAUGAAAGUUUAUGUCACCGAUGAGAAGGAGUUGAUUAUGGAACCGUCCAUAAAAUGGGCUGGAAAUCCUAACGUCACUAUUGCUGUUAAAGCAUUUGGGUUAAAAGCAACUGUCCAGGCGGUUGAUUUGCAAGUCUUUGCCGCACCACGUAUUACUCUGAAGCCCUUGGUUCCAAGCUUUCCUUGUUUUGCCAAAAUCUACGUGUCUCUCAUGGACAAGCCACAUGUUGACUUUGGACUAAAGCUUGUUGGGGCUGAUCUUAUGUCAAUACCUGGCCUCUACAGGUUUGUCCAGGAGCUUAUAAAAGAUCAGGUUGCCAAAAUGUAUCUAUGGCCCACCCUGGAAGUACCUAUUUUGGAUCCAACAAAAGCUUUCAAGAGGCCAGUUGGAAUUCUCAACGUGAAGGUGGUGAGGGCCAUGAAACUGAAAAAGAAAGAUCUUCUUGGUGCAUCGGACCCUUAUGUGAAACUAAAGAUCACUGAGGAUAAGCUUCCAUCGAAGAAGACCACUGUGCAGUACAAAACCUUGAACCCUGAAUGGAAUGAGGAGUUCAGUAUUGUCGUUAAAGAUCCACAAUCCCAGGCUUUAGAGCUUCGUGUUUAUGACUGGGAGCAGGUUGGCAAACAUGACAAACUGGGGAUGGAGGUAGUCCCUCUGAAAGAACUAACCCCUGAUGAGCCAAAAGUUAUGACUCUGGACCUCCUUAAAAAUAUGGACUUGAAUGAUGCUCAAAAUGAAAAAUCACGCGGGCAGCUUGUUGUGGAAUUGACUUAUAGGCCUUUCAAAGAGGAAGACUUACCAAAAGGUUUUGAAGAAACGAAGACAGUACAGACGACUCCAGAUGGAACGCCUGCAGGUGGAGGUGUAUUGGUAGUUAUGAUUCAUGAAGCUCAAGAUGUUGAAGGGAAGCACCACACGAAUCCGUAUGUACGGAUUAUUUUCAGAGGCGAAGAGAAAAGGACUAAGCAUAUAAAGAAGAGCAGAGAUCCAAGGUGGGAAGAGGAAUUCUCGUUUGUGCUGGAUGAGCCUCCCAUUAAGGAAAAAAUGCACGUAGAGGUUGUCAGCAGCUCAUCAAGGAUGGGCCUGCUGCAUCCCAAGGAGUCUCUGGGUUAUAUUGAUAUCAAUCUCGCGGAUGUUGUUUCCAACAAACGAAUCAACGAGAAGUACCAUCUUAUAGACUCCAAGAAUGGACGUAUACAGAUCGAGUUACAAUGGAGGAUUUCAUGAGCUUUCUCUUCUCUCUCGGCCUUUUUUUUUUUUUUUUUUGUGAUCUUUCAUUACCAUUUGGAUUUGUUUGUUCUUCAUGUAUGUACAUGGUUGUACUUAUAACUACAAUCGCGAUUAAGACCUACACAACCACAACUCUGUUUUUGCACCAA